Messenger RNA from Aureobasidium melanogenum CBS 110374, 1014 nucleotides. RefSeq lists its product as uncharacterized. The coding region runs from base 1 to 1014 and encodes 337 amino acids. NCBI's taxonomy places the organism in Eukaryota, Fungi, Ascomycota, Dothideomycetes, Dothideales, Saccotheciaceae. Gene Ontology annotation, biological process: mitochondrial electron transport, ubiquinol to cytochrome c. The transcript is spliced from 4 exons. Gene Ontology annotation, molecular function: heme binding; electron transfer activity. The record is from RefSeq and is a predicted model, not a curated record.
AUGUUGGCCAGAUCCAGCCUGCGAUCCGCGCGCAUUGCCGCCGCAGCUCGCAACACUGCAACCCGCCAGUCCACGCGCGCUGCCUCUUCCUCCUCCGGUGCCGAGUCUUCCCAAUGGGCAACCACCGCCACUGCCUCGGCUGCCACCGUCUUCGCUGUCGGUUCCGCCGCAUGGUACUACUACCAGUUCGGUCGUGAGGCCCACGCCAUGACUCCCGCCGAAGAGGGUCUUCACCCCACCAAGUACCCUUGGGAGCACGAGAAGCUCUACAAGACCUUCGACCACCAGGCUCUUCGCAGAGGUUUCCAAGUCUACCAAGAGGUCUGCGCUUCCUGCCACUCCCUCAAGCGCAUUGCCUACCGCAACCUUGUCGGUAACUUCAUGACCGUCGAUGAGGCCAAGGCCCUUGCCGAGGAGAACGAGUACGACACCGAGCCCAACGAUGAGGGUGAGAUCGAGAAGCGUCCCGGAAAGCUCUCCGACUACCUUCCCAGCCCCUACAAGAACGACGAGGCUGCCCGUGCUGCCAACAACGGUGCUCUUCCCCCGGAUCUUUCGCUCAUGGUCAAGGCCCGCCACGGUGGCUGCAACUACAUCUUCUCUCUUCUGACUGGUUACCCCGAGGAGCCCCCAGCUGGUGCUGUUGUCCAGGAGGGUCUCAACUUCAACCCUUACUUCCCCGGUACCGGUAUCGCCAUGGCCCGUGUCCUCUACGAUGGUCUCGUCGAGUACGACGACAAGACCCCCGCCACCACCUCGCAGAUGGCCAAGGAUGUUGUCGAGUUCUUGAACUGGACUGCCGAGCCCGAGAUGGACGACCGCAAGAAGAUGGGCUGGAAGGUUAUGGCCGUCGCCGGUACUCUCUUCGCUCUUUCCGUCUGGGUCAAGAGAUACAAGUGGACUGUCGUCAAGACCAGAAAGCUCGUGUACAACCCUCCCACCACCAAGGCCGUCCGCAACCCCUCAUCUCCUCGUGUUCAGACCCACACCGAGGGCCAAGGAUUCCUCAAAUAG